This is a messenger RNA of Pleurotus ostreatus (oyster mushroom), 1137 nucleotides long. RefSeq lists its product as uncharacterized. The transcript has 6 exons. Lineage: Eukaryota; Fungi; Basidiomycota; Agaricomycetes; Agaricales; Pleurotaceae. The record is from RefSeq and is a predicted model, not a curated record. The coding region runs from base 1 to 1137 and encodes 378 amino acids.
AUGCUUGUCAUAGCUGGUAUACUCAUCUACACUAUCAUCGCGUUUGGCAUCAGAGUUCCUAGAGCCAAUGAUUCGGCACCGCCCACAGCAGAAGAAGCUGAUCUUUCUCCACCGAUCGCUACGAGCGACAACUCAACUUCGACGUGGAACGGGACCGUUACGACAGGGCGAAAUGCCGCGACUGAUAUGUCGUCGCGAGGGUGUUUUCCCUCUCUUGGUUUUACGAUGCCACAAACCGUCCCUCCUUCCACAAAUGGCUGGUGGUGUAACCUCAACACAGAAUACGCGUUCAUGGGAUUUAGUUAUGAUGUCACAGCGUGUCAAAGUCUUUCCCAGAUGCGGAGGGAGUUCCAAGAUGUGCGGAAAACGUUCAAUGGGCGUUAUAUCCGAAUUUAUGGUGCCUGUGAUCGAACCGGGUUCUACGACGACGUUAUCCAGGCAGCUUGGGAUGCUGGCGUGGGCGUGUACGCUCUGAUUUGGUUCGGUUUCGACGGGUCGGACAUCUACAAGACUCGUCGCGAUACACUCUUUUCCAUCCUUCACUCUAACCCACUAGCUCCCUAUGUCAUCCGUGCUCUCCAAUUCGGCUCUGAACCCCUCUUUGAUUAUGUACUUACGCCCUCUCAGCUUGCUACUGAGGUACGUCAAGCAAAAGAGAAGUUGAAAGGAUUGGGCAUUCCGGUCGUAGUCAGCGAGAUGGCGUACGGUUACCAAGCCCAUACGGGUUCACAGGUGGUGCUUGAUGCGCAGGAUUAUUUGGCGGUACAUAUGUUGCCCUACUUCUCUCAGCAGGCCUCUACUGCUAGUCAAGCAUGGCCAAUCGUGGAGAAUGAUUUGAAUUGGUUCAUAAACAAUGGUGGUGGAAAGAAAAUAGUGCUUACUCAGAAUGGGUGGCCAUCAAUGAAUUACUCGGGGGUCGAAGCAAACAGUCCUCAUGCAGUUUCUGAUGUAGCGAACGAACGGGCACGUGAUUACGCGCUUCUCCUUGACGAUCACUGUACAGACCUCAAACAAGUAUCGCCUGGUGGUGUAGGCUGGUUCUGGCACAUUUACUCGGAUUCGCAGCUUCCGGGAUAUGGCGUAUACAACACCAAAGGAACGCCAAAAUUCGAGUUUCGACCACGGACGGAGUGUUGA